Messenger RNA from Cuculus canorus (common cuckoo), 2409 nucleotides. It is a transcript of the gene DDX49, whose product is annotated as DEAD-box helicase 49. The transcript is spliced from 13 exons. The record is from RefSeq and is a predicted model, not a curated record. Gene Ontology annotation, molecular function: RNA helicase activity; ATP binding; nucleic acid binding. Bases 78 to 1517 code for a protein of 479 amino acids. NCBI's taxonomy places the organism in Eukaryota, Metazoa, Chordata, Aves, Cuculiformes, Cuculidae.
CGGGACAGGGGAGAGGGAUGGGAGUGAGCGUGAGCCAGCGGUGACGCCAUUGGGAGCGCCGGGAGCGGCGCGCGGCCAUGGGGGAGUUCCGCGCGCUCGGGCUGGCGCCGUGGCUGGCGGAGCAGGCGCGGCAGGUGGGGCUGAGCCGCCCCACGCCCGUGCAGGCCGCCUGCAUCCCCCCCGUGCUGCAGGGGCGCGACUGCCUGGGCUGCGCCAAGACCGGCAGCGGGAAAACGGCCGCCUUCGUGCUCCCCGUGCUGCAGGUGCUCUCCGAGGACCCCUACGGCAUCUUCUGCCUCGUGCUGACCCCCACCAGGGAGCUCGCCUACCAGAUCGCCGAGCAGUUCCGCGUCCUGGGGAAGCCUCUCGGCCUGAAGGAUUGCGUGGUCGUGGGCGGCUUGGACAUGGUGGCGCAGGCACUGGAGCUCUCCCGCAAACCCCACGUCGUAAUCGCUACGCCGGGCAGGCUGGCAGAUCACCUCCGCAGCUCCAACACCUUCAGCCUUAAAAAGAUAAAGUUCCUGGUUUUGGAUGAAGCCGACCGGUUGUUGGAGCAGGGCUGCGCUGACUUCACGGCGGAUCUGGAGGUGAUUCUGGAGGCUGUCCCCGCACGCAGGCAGACGCUGCUGUUCAGUGCCACGCUGACCGACACUCUGAAGGAGCUGAAGAGCUUGGCCAAGAAUAGGCCCUUCUUCUGGGAGGCUGUGUCUGAGGUGCGGACUGUGGACGAAUUGGACCAGCGCUACUUGCUCGUACCUGAGGCCAUCAAGGAUGCCUACCUUGUCCAUUUAAUCCAGACCUUCCAGGAUGAGCACGAAGACUGGUCUAUUAUUAUCUUUACCAAAACCUGCAAGGACUGCCAGGUCCUGAACAUGAUGCUGAGGAAGUACAGCUUCCCUUCUGUAGCUUUGCAUUCCAUGAUGAAACAGCGACAACGAUUUGCAGCUUUAGCCAAGUUCAAGUCCAGCAUCUUUAAGAUCCUCAUUGCCACCGAUGUUGCCGCCAGAGGCCUGGACAUUCCGACUGUACAAGUUGUCAUCAACCACAACACUCCCGGCCUGCCGAAAAUCUACAUUCACCGUGUUGGCCGGACAGCCCGUGCGGGUCGGAAAGGAAUAGCGAUUACGCUGGUGACGCAGUACGACAUCCACCUCGUACACACCAUUGAGGAGGAGAUCAAACUGAAGCUGCAGGAGUUCUCCGUGGAGGAGCAGUCUGUGCUCGACAUCGUCACCCAAGUGAAUGUCACCAGGAGGGAGUGUGAAAUAGAACUGGAGGGAACGGAUUUUGAUGAGAAGAAAGAAAUAAAUAAGCGGAAACAAAUGAUCCUUGAAGGGAAGGAUCCGGAUCUGGAGGCAAAAAGGAAGGCAGAGCUGGCCAAGAUCAAGAAGAAAAACAAGAAGUGCCGUGAAAAGGUGCAGCAGGUCCUUCAGAGGAAAAAGCAGCUGCAGCUGAAGAGGAAACUGCAGAAGAAGAUGGAGCGGAGAAACAAAGUGCGUGCUGUGGAGGAGAAAUAACUUCCUUCAGUUUGGGUUGCCCUGACAUUGCUGCUGCUUUGGGAAUAGUGGGAUCAAACACUUCUUAACGUGGCUGCUUCUGACUCGCAGUCAGUGUUCGAGACUGUGAGGGCUGUGAGUGAGGAGAGGAGGGAUGCUUUGACAAACUGUCUCCGCUGUUUUUCCUUCCUGCACAAUGCUGCUGGCCUGGGCCGUUCCUGGAAGGCUGGAUCAGGUUCCUGGAAGAAUGUCUCUCAAGAGUAUGUUUCCUUCCUCCAGCAAAGGAGAGGCCAGACCUGAAUUCCUGGUGACGUGAAGGGAAAUAAAGAUCCCCUCUCGCUUCCCCCUUCAUUCCAUCACUGCUCUUUCCAGGGCUGCUGCCGCUCACACUUGUUUAUCGAAACACUGCAGCGAUACUCAUGCCUGCGAGUCAGCCUUGGCUCAGCCUCGAGCCUGGGGCCGCUCUCCACAGGGACAGCGGGGUCUAGGUUUGGAGCUGCUGGGGCCUCUGUUUUUGCAUGAUCCAUUGGUUCAAAGAUGGUUUCUGGCACAGAAGAGCAGCCCCAGGAGCUGGAUUGCUUUGUUUCACGCACUAUCCCAGAGUAACCAGUGUGAUUUAUAAUUGGGUCCCCUGUGUGAUUUUCUGGGCUCCCUCCUCUGUGUCAGUUUGCCUCCUGUGUGGCUGGAACAGGACCUUGGUGUGGCUGGAGAGGACUCGGCUCCCAGGAGACUUGUGUUUCCUUCCAGAGCUUAAAAUCCCAGAGCUUGGCCAGCCCUGUUCUCAUGUCAGGUUUGAUCCUCGGUGCCUUCUUUACUGUUCGGAGCUUUCUAUGACUGGAGAUCGGUUAUUUCUGUCCUCUGGCUUAUGAGAAUACUUUCUAUGGUCCAUGCCCAAGUAAAUAUUUAUUGCAAA